AUGGAACCUCGCACUAUGGCCGAUAUAAGAGUGCGAAACCUCAAAAAGCCGGUUGACGUUGCCGAGUACUUGUUUCGUCGCCUGCAUGAAGUCGGCGUUCGCUCUGUCCAUGGCGUUCCCGGUGACUACAACUUGGUUGCCCUCGACUACCUCCCGAAAGCAGGUUUGAAAUGGGUCGGAAGUGUGAAUGAAUUGAACGCAGCUUAUGCUGCUGAUGGCUACGCUCGGAUUAAGACAAUCGGCGCCUUGGUAACAACUUUUGGCGUCGGUGAGCUUUCUGCCAUCAACGGCCUCGCCGGAGCAUACUCGGAACAUAUUCCCGUGGUUCACAUUGUUGGAUGUCCCUCCACCCACUCUCAGAAGCAGGGCAUGCUUCUCCAUCACACCCUGGGCAACGGCGACUACAAUGUCUUUGCAAACAUGAGCUCGAAUAUCUCUUGCAAUGUCGCGAAGCUCAACGACCCACAGGAUACUGCUAUUUCGAUUGACCAUGCUAUCCGCGAGUGCUUUGUUCGGUCUCGACCGGUAUACAUCAUGUUGCCGAGCGACAUGGUGACGGCAAAGGUCGAGGGGCAACGACUCGAGACGCCGAUUGAUCUUGCCGAACCGAGCAAUGAUCCAGAACAGGAGGCGUAUAUUGUGGAUGUCAUUCUGAGAAACCUCAAGUCUGCAAAGUCUCCGGUCCUUUUGAUUGAUGCGUGCGCAAUCCGUCACCGCGUUCUAGAGGAAGUCCACAAGCUACUGGCCAAAACCAAGUUGCCCGUCUUCGUUACGCCGAUGGGCAAAAGUGCAAUUAACGAGGAUCACCAUAAUUACGGUGGUGUGUAUGCUGGCGAAGGCUCUAGGCCAUACAGUGUCAAAAAAGCUGUCGAGUCGUCCGAUUUAAUUCUGUCGAUCGGCACAUUGCAGAGUGAUUUCAACACUGCGGGCUUCUCGUUUCGCACGUCAAAACUCAAUGUUAUUGACUUGCAUAGCGAUCAUUGCAUUAUUCACUACUCGACAUAUCCUGGCGCUCGGAUGAAGGGUGUUCUUCGCAGACUUAUUGACGCUCUAGACCCCAGCCAACUCUUCAUAACUCAAGUUCCUGCCGUCAAGAAUCAAGUGGCAGAAAAUGACGAUGGAACCCCUACUAUUUCUCAAGCCUGGUUCUGGCCACGCGUGGGUGAAUUCUUUGCCAAGGAUGAUAUUGUCGUGACAGAGACGGGCACUUCAAACUUUGGCAUUUGGAGCUCCAAGUUCCCAGCUGGUGUUACCGCUCUCAGCCAGGUUCUUUGGGGCAGUAUUGGUUGGUCUGUUGGUGCAGCUCAAGGAGCUUGUCUGGCGGCGAAGGAUAUGGGAAGCAAGCGCCGAACGAUCUUAUUUGUUGGAGAUGGAUCAUUCCAACUCACGGCUCAGGAGCUCAGUACCAUGAUUCGACACGAACUUAAGCCUAUUAUAUUUCUCCUAAACAAUGAUGGCUACACGAUUGAAAGGUAUAUCCACGGCAUGGAUGCGGAGUACAACGAUAUCAAUAGCUGGGACUAUACCGCUCUUGUUGAUGUCAUGGGCGGCUCGAAAACGUGUGCCAAACAUGUCGUCAAGACAAAGUCCGAACUUGACAAUCUUUUGACUGAUUCGACGUUCAAAUCGGCUGACCGCCUUCAAUUUGUGGAAGUAAUCAUGCCAAGGAAGGACGCACCCUCUGCUCUGAUUACGACGGCGGAGGCAAGUGCAAAGACGAACGCGGAGCAGAGCUAA
Cordyceps militaris CM01 is the source of this 1737-nucleotide messenger RNA. Its product is annotated as pyruvate decarboxylase. The transcript is spliced from 4 exons. Gene Ontology annotation, molecular function: thiamine pyrophosphate binding; carboxy-lyase activity; magnesium ion binding. NCBI's taxonomy places the organism in Eukaryota, Fungi, Ascomycota, Sordariomycetes, Hypocreales, Cordycipitaceae. The record is from RefSeq and is a predicted model, not a curated record. Bases 1 to 1737 code for a protein of 578 amino acids.